This is a messenger RNA of Microcebus murinus (gray mouse lemur), 10557 nucleotides long. NCBI's taxonomy places the organism in Eukaryota, Metazoa, Chordata, Mammalia, Primates, Cheirogaleidae. The record is from RefSeq and is a predicted model, not a curated record.
GGCUGCUGGGAGACUAGGCGAGGACACGCGUACAGAGUGGCAGUGCUGCUGUCAUCGUACUGUAGAAGUGGCUGUGUCUGGGGAGGGGAGACCUCAGUGCCUUCUUGGCCAAGGGAAAUGAGAGAGGGUUUCCAUCUGGGCGUGCACUGCCAGCCCCGCCCAGGGGUUUCCCUGCCUGCCGGCGUGUGUGUCACUGAUGGUAUUGGGGGCAGGUCACGGCAUCCUUAGGUGGCGCAGGGAUGGCUUCCUGCCCCAGGUCCCUGGCAAGGAGCACCUUUUCCCCCUCCCCAGGUCACUGCCUCCGUGUGGCCACAAGAAGGCCAGGAAGAGAAGGGCUGGGGACCUGCCGUGGGGUUUGGGGUGGGAGCAGGACUUAGAACCGAAGGCCUCCCCUGAGCCCCUUAUGACCUUGUCAGCCGGGGAGGAUAAUGACAUCCUCCUCUCACCCUUAGCCUCAAUUAUGUGAGAUAAUGUUUGUAAAAGCCCUUCGGUAAGCUGGGAAGUGCUACCCAAGCGGUUAGGUGUUGUCACUUGUGCUUGGGGGGUGGGAGGGGUCUGUGAGUCAAAGGCCGCACACCCAGAGCUGGCUCCCAGCGUCCGGACAACUUCACGUCCCCACCCCUGGCCUUUUCCUUUUGCCACUGCGCCUCUCGGUCCGGGGUGGCAGGACGCUGCAGAAUGCGGGGGCUAAGACCACAGGACCCUGGCUGGGGUCAGGGCCCCACCUCUCCCCAACCAUGAGACCUUAGACAGGUGACUUAGUCUCUGAGCCUCAGUUUCCCCGCCUGUCAAAUAGAGAUCUGUCACCUCUGAGGCUAGAUGUAGAGACCAAGUGAUCGUUGGUGGCAGAGCUGGGCCAGGAAUAAAAGGAGCUGCAGCUGAGCUGUGGUGGUGUGCCAGGCGCUGUACGUUCACGACCUCCUGUCAUCUCCACUGCUGCCUGUGAGUGGGGUGUCACCCCAUUUCACAGCAGAGGAGACAGGCUCAGCAGUGCCAGCCUGCCCAAAGUCUCCCAGCAGGUAGGUGCCCAAGGCAGGUCGGAGUCCUGUCUCUGCCCCCCGGCCCUCCUCAUUCCUCAACAAGAGGGCCCCACGCUGCCUCCGAGUGAGGUGGGGCUGAGCACAGGUGGCUUGGCCAGCCCACAUAGGUGAGCCACCUGGAUGGGCUGCUGUCCAAGUGCCCUGAGCCCUGGCGGCCACCAGGGCUGGGCCCAGCCUCCCUGGGAAGCAAGGAGCCCCGGGGCAAGGUUCUGGGAAAUCAGGUUUAUUAGCUCCUUAAUGACUGUUUACAAGCUGCAGUGUUUGCCUGGCAUGUUCCUCCCUGCUGGGGGCUCCAGAAGUGAGGACACCCAGCGCCCUGUCCUGAGCAUCGAGCUGGGGACCCAGGGCAGCCAUCAGCCAGCUAGGCGAGGUGUUGGCCUCUCUGUAAAAUAUGGGGAGACUCUGUCCCUCAGCCAAACGUGCUCCUGGGCUGAGCCCGAUGAAUGGUGACAAAGCCACCUAGGUCUUACAUCUUAUGCACAGACAAACUGAGGCUCAGAGACAUUGAGUGGCUUGCCCAAGAUCACACAGCGGUUGGGGCUGGGCCUAUGCCUCGUUUCCCCCCACUGGGCAGUGUUUUCACUCUCUGGAGCCAGACCACGAGGAGGCGGGUGGAAGUGGGUGGACUCACCCUGCAAGCCCAGGACAGACCUUGGGCCGGUCACACCUUGGUGUCGAGGAGCCUCCAGCAGAAAUGAAGCGGGCCUCCCCCUCCCCCAGCCACUGCGCUUGCAAGGACCCGUGAGAGCCCAGCUCCCGGGACCGGAGAGGCGACGCUCCAUGUGUGUUUGGAGCAAGAUGCGGUCCACACAGCCCGUGUUGGUGUGGUUCCCCGCAUGCACACACACCUCCUCAGGAACCCUCCAGUGUCCUGGCAUCUGGCCUCUCCCCCUUCGCCGCGUGGGGAAGGAGCAGCAGAACUGGGGCGUGACGUGCAGCCUCCCCGACGCCGCAGGCCCUGGGCAGAGCACCUCGGGACCUGGCCUCUGCGCUUGCUCCCUUCCCUCCGCGGUCCCCCAACCUGCACUCGAACCCCAGGCUCUGGGAGCUGCUGCUGCUUGCCUGGGUGUGGAAGGGCGUCUGUAUCCUGCCCCCACCAGCAGUUUCUGGGAUCCAGAGAUUUCCAGAGGGGCCCGUGGGAGGGCACGGGGGCGGGGGGCCAGCUCUGUGCGUGUUGGGUGGCCUGGCUGCCCUCCCGCUGCCUGUGCCGCCCCCGCCCUUGCAUGUCGCCAGCAGCUGCUGCAUCGUGGCUUCAGGGACCCCAGCAGAGGAGGGGGACAGUCACACCUCUGCCAGCCCUGCUGGCGACUGGUCCUGAGAAAGAUCGGCUGGAUGUCAGAGUCUGUGCCGCUCCUAGGUCAUCAUGUGUCCCCCUUGCCAGACACACGCAUGGGCCCACACCCUCACACCCUGCUCUCGGCGGCUCCUGGAGCCCAGCGCCCGCUUCCCGUGUCUGUGGUCGGCCUGGGCCGUCCGAGCCUCUGCAGCUGGGUCGGGGGGAGCCCAGAGGAGUCAGUGGGUGGCCAAGCCCCGAACCUCCGGUUCUUGAUCUUCUGAAUUGAGUCUGGGGCAAGCGCUCAGAGGGCGAGAGGGAGAAAGAAACCGAGGGCUGUCUGGGUUCACAGGGCAUCUGGGGAACCCACAGGCGGUUUGCUCUUCCUCUGUCUCGCACGGAGCUGCCGGGCAGAAGCACCUGCCAGCGGGUUAAGUGCGUGUCUGCACCCACUUGCCACCAGCCUCAGCCGCUGGGGAAGCGGUGCCGGGGGGAAGGGCGCAUAGACCCCUGGUUGGCUCCUGGAGACCGACAGCCGGGCCCCUAGCCCUGGGCAAGGAGUGUGCAGGGCUGAGUCACUGGCUCUGCGGGGGCCAGCUUGGGGACGUGUUGGGGAGACAUGGGCCGAGAGGGCAGCUUUUCCGAGAGCUGUCAUUCCUCGCGCUGCGUGGCUGGAGAACUCCCCGAGGUCAGCAGAACCAGGGUGUCUGCUGGGGAGUGCACAGUGGUGAGGGCCCGGCUUCCUCUUUGCCGCUUUCUAAAAAUGCCGCGGUUCCCAGCAGGGCCACAGGGAGGGAAGAUGGAGUUUCGGUUUCUGUGGCAGAGAAGCUGGGGAGAAGACAGGGUCCAGGCAGUGCACCGCCCCCCUGCUGUCCUGACCGCCACUCUCUGGGACACCAGGUGGCCUCCGAGCAGCUCUAGAGCCCCAGCCAGGCUGGAAGUGGCUUCUGGGCCAGGUGGCGGCUUCCUAACUUCCUCUGCAAAGGGGACUUCAGCCCCUCUGCACAGAGGGUCCCCUAAGUCACCUGGCCACAUCCAAUGGUAAUGGGUGGUCUCCCUCUUUCCUCUCAGGAGGGGAGCAGGUUGCUCACUCUUUGUCCUAGGGCCCCUCCCUCUGCUCUGUCCCCAUUUCUGGCCGCGCACAGGCUUGGCCCUCCUGUCUAGCUUCUGCCUGUUUCUGUCUGGGGCUGCAGGUGAUGCUCUCACCCUGCCCUGACCCAUAAAGUCUGCAGAGCCCAGGGUUCGUGGGGAAUGCAUCUGCCAUUAGCAAGGCCACAGCAACCUGCCAGCGUGGGGGUGCUGGUGGCAGGCAGGUGGAAAGCAAGAAAGGGGACUCGAGCCAGACACCUCAACACAGGUGAACUGCAGGUAGGGAGGGGAGAACGAGGGAGGAGUACAGGAUCCAGCAGGCCUCCUGGUGGGGCGGGGGUCCCUGCAGCCCUUGCUUACACUGGCUGUGUGGCUGGCACAGGGCUCGGUUGGGAGCGCCCAGCCCCACCCAUUGUGGGGAAACCGGAUUCUCUGGGCAGCAGCCUCCCGUGGUUUCUGAGUCUGCAUUUCUGUCAUAUGUGCCAGAUCUUGGCUGUUGCUGCCUGGGUUAUGCGAUCUCGAAAGCUGUCUGGAGUGGGGGUGGCCCUGACCCCGGGCAGGGUGGGAAGCAGAGGUCCCAACCCGUGGAGACGCUGGGGUGAUCUGAACUCUGCACUUCACAUUUUCUCUGGAUCUGCCAUCCCCACCCCCAUGCUGGGCCUGACCCAAAGGAGGAGGAUAUACAGCCUGUCCCAUCCUGACUCCCCCUCUCCCCCCAGCCCCGAGCUCCAGCACCCUUUGGAGCCUCCUGCUACUCUGGGGCUGGGGCAUGUGGCCCCAAGGAAGCCAGGACCCUCCAUGGGCAGGUGGCGAUGGCCAGCCGUGGGCUAGGUGCGGAGGCAAGCCUGGGAUCUUAGCAAGAGUGGCAGAUGUGACCGCGGGCCAAGAGGAAGCCUGGUCCCAGGAUGUCACCAUUUCCUCUGCAGUGAGCAAGCACUUCUGGGGACAGGAGAUGAUGAGUGUUGGGUGGGGCAGCUCCAAGGCUCCAGCGCUUUCUUCUGCCUGGUCCCUGUCAUGUGCUCCUCCACACCCCGGACUUGGCGCAAGAGUGGGUGUGACGGUCCUGAGCCCUGAGCAAGGGGCUGGGCUCCUGGCCCCCCACCUUUUGCGCAAGCCGGGGUCUCAGGAACAGGCCCUCCCCUCCAUGGUGGAGAGGGGCUGGGGCGAAGUUGGUGUUUUAUACUUUACGGACUUCCUGGAUGUCAAGGUUGGGUCAGCACCUUGCCCCACUCCCUUGCUUAGUUGAGAAGGAAACUGAGGCCCAGGGGGUGAAGCUGCUCACAGGCUACUUCCCAGGACUCUGGGUGUGCUCUGUGCUUAAGACAGCCCUUCCAGACGCCCUGCUCCCUCCCAGCAAAAUGUGCCCCACCAGCCACACCCUGCUCUCCAGGGUCAGGCCACUUCUCUUGGGGACCCUUCCCCUCCUUCAGCCUGGGGUUGUGCCUGCCCCUCCCAGCAGGGGCUUGGCAUAGAUGCCAGUGGCACAACAGGCCGGGGGCCCAGCUGGAAUGGCCUGGCCUCAGGAGGGGGAGUCUGGGCUGUGUUGAGGGGGGUCCCACUGGGGACUCAUGCUAGGACAGCAUGUAGCCUCCUCCAUCCUGGCCCUGCAGUGGGCACAGACUGGGGGCUGUUUCCAGGGCUAGCUGCAGGACUGGGGGGAUGCCUGCUCUCUGGGGCCAAUGUGGACCGACCAUCCCCAGCCACCCAUGCCUUCUCACCAGCCUCCUGCUCAAUUAGCCAUUAAUUGGGGCGAGCAGAAUGCCGGGUUCUGUGCCACCCAGGGUCGAGUAGGGGACACCUACACGUAGGCAGAUCUGCAGGACCCUGUGAGAGAGCAGAUGAGAAAACAGUUGAUUCUGUCUGGUGGUGACAGGGCAGGCUUCCCGGAAGAGGUGACAUUUUACCUUCCUUAAAGGAGCAGUAGGGCUUGGCUAGGCAGGCAAGGUAGAGCCUGGCGUGCCAGGUGCAAGGCCUCAGGUGACAGGAGACGGGAGCUUGGGGAGCCCCAGGAGGACGUGGUUUGCCUGGAGGGGUGUGGGGGAGGCCUGAAGUGCUGACUCCAGGUAGGUGUGGUCAGCUCUGGGUUCCAGAAAGAUCACGCCUCCUUGGUGGCCUUAACUGCAGCCUGGUGGCCCCACCCUCGCCCCAGCCUCCUUCCGCUGCUGCCUCGCUUCCCCGCUGGUGCGGUUUCCCAGGGCAGCGCCCUCCCGAUGCCCUUUCACUGCACCCUACUCCCGGGGAGGUCCAGCUGGGAGCUUUCCGCACAGAGGCCCCAGGUGAGGCCGUUGCUUGGAGCUGUCCCCAGAGUGGGCGAGGGACUCGGGGUGCUGGCCACGGCUUCACGCGGGCGGUGUCCUCGUGUGGCUGCCUGGGCUUCUCAGAGCCAACCCGGCUCAGAACCUGCAAUCAGGGCCUCAUUGCACACGGCCGGGCCGUCUGCUCCCGGCUGCGGGGUCAGGCACUUUGGGGUGGAAGGAAGUGCAGCUGGUACUGUUGGUCUGGCUUUGAAGGAGCAGGAGCCGUCCCAGGCCCAGCUCCGCCUCAGGAUUUCUCUCCGUGGUGCCCCCCUCCGCACCCAGCAUUCUGCCAGCUGUACCAUCAGGGCUCCAGCAGCCAAAGUGGCAGCUCUGGCACACAAGGCGCAAAGGGCCCUGCCGGAUGGAGUCAGAGGAGGGCCCGGGCCCAUCCCCGAGUCUCGGUUUGUCCCACUGCAGCCCCACAGGCACCUCUGGGCAGCCCGGGGCCCGUGAGGAGCGUGGUUUGGAAAGCAAUGACAUGCUAGGCCGAGCUCCCCUAGGCUGCGCUCUGUUCUGGCUUCCUGCAAGGAUAGGGCUGUCUCCCAGCCCCGAGUGUCCCCCAGCUUGAGGGAAGGAUGUCUCUGACCCCUGAGGAAACCUCAGGCCCUGGAGCCAGACAUCUGGAGCCCCGGCUGUACCCCUCGAGGCUGUGUGAGGCUGGGCAAGUUACUGAACCCCUCUGAGCCUCCCUGUCCCCUCUGUGAGGUGGCAGUGAUGGUGAUGUUGGCCUCGAUGGGCGAUUUGAGGACGCAGUGGAACGGAGCACUUUAAAAAGGGCCGGGCAAGGCAGGCGCACCUGGGGACUUAACCUGCCCGGCCUCUAGCUCUUCUUGGCCCCUCUUGGGGUCCUGCUCAGAGCAGGAUCUGCCGUGUCCCUGCUGUCCAGCGGAACGCGCCCCGCGCAGGCUUCUUAAAGACAGGCAGGAAGGCCACUGAGUUGUUUGCUUUAAGAUGGUUAAUUUGAUGGGGUGUGCAUUUCACCUCAAUUAAUUAUUAAUAAAACAACAGCAAAGCACUUGCAGAUCAUUUGAACACUGCCUUAAAUAUCUGGCUGCCUCGAGUCGAAAAUAAAUCUGAAUCAGGAGGCGGCCAACAAUUCCUAGAUUUUUUUAAGUUAAAUGUUUCUACCCAAGUAAUACUGAAACAGGAAAACAGCACAGGAAUCGUCGUGACUUGACGUCCAGCUCCAAGCAGGUUCCCAGACCAGAGCCGUGUUUUUAUGAGCCGUUGCCCGGCUGCCUGGCCACAGGGCCCUUGCUCCAAUUCUCCUUUCUCCCUCCCAAGGGAAGGAAGGGCAGGCGGGUUAUCCCCAGUUCACAGGUGGGGAGACUGAGGCCAGGAGGAUUAAAAGGCCCAAUGGUCGGCCUGCCCCCUGGAGCCUUCCCUCCCUUCCCUGCAGACCGAGAGCGCCCAGGAAGCUGCCCUGCUGGACCUGGAGCCGUCCGCCCGCCCGUCCUUCCGUCCGUCCUCCUGUCCACAGAGUUUGAUCCUGUGGCAUCUGUACAGCGAGGAGAGGACAAGAACAUGCUCUGAAGACCUUCUCGACAAGACCGGGAAUCCGUGGGCCGAGCCCAGACCUUGACGCCCUGCUGCUUCCCGCCCACCAUGGCCUCGGCUGACAAGAAUGGCGGGAGCCGCUCCUCUGUGUCCAGCAGCCGCCUGCAGAGCCGGAAGCCACCCAACCUGUCCAUCACCAUCCCGCCCCCUGAGCGAGAGGCCCAGGCCCCCGGCGAGCAGGACAGCAUGCUGCCUGAGAGGCCCAAGAACCCAGCCUACUUGAAGAGCAUCAGCCUCCAGGAGCCGCGGACGCGAUGGCAGGAGAGCAGCUCAGAGAAGCCGCCCGGCUUCCGCCGCCAGGCCUCCCUGUCCCAGAGCAUCCGCAAGGGCACGGCCCAGUGGUUCGGGGUCAGCGGCGACUGGGAGGGGAAGCGGCAGUACUGGCAGCGCCGCAGCCUGCACCACUGCAGCGUGCGCUACGGCCGCCUGAAGGCCUCGUGCCAGAGGGACCUGGAGCUGCUCAGCCAGGAGGUGCCGUCCUUCCAGGGCACCGAGUCCCCCAAGCCCUGCAAGAUGCCCAAGAUCGUGGACCCGCUGGCCCGGGGCCGGGCGUUCCGCCACCCGGACGAGGUGGACCGGCCCCACGCCCCGCACCCGCCGCUCACCCCCGGGGUCCUGUCCCUCACCUCCUUCACCAGCGUCCGCUCUGGCUACUCGCACCUGCCGCGCCGCAAGAGGAUGUCCGUGGCCCACAUGAGCUUUCAAGCUGCCGCUGCCCUCCUCAAAGGGCGCCCCGUGCUGGAUGCCACCGGACAGCGGUGCCGGGUGAUCAAACGCAGCUUCGCCUACCCCAGCUUCCUGGAGGAGGACGCGGUCGAUGGGGCAGACACAUUUGACUCCUCGUUUUUUAGUAAGGAAGAAAUGAGCUCCAUGCCUGAUGAUGUGUUCGAGUCGCCCCCGCUCUCUGCCAGCUACUUCCGAGGGAUUCCUCGCUCAGCCUCCCCUGUCUCCCCCGACGGGGUUUCAGUCCCCCCGAAGGAGAGUGGCCGAGCCUCGGCGCCCGCAACCAGGCGCGGCAAGCGCAUCGCCUCCACGGUGAAGCACUUUGCCUUUGACCGCAAGAGGCGGCACUACGGCCUGGGCGUGGUGGGCAACUGGCUGAACCGCAGCUACCGCCGCAGCAUCAGCAGCACCGUGCAGCGCCAGCUGGAGAGCUUCGACAGCCACCGGCCCUACUUCACUUACUGGCUCACCUUCGUCCACAUCAUCAUCACGCUGCUGGUGAUUUGCACCUAUGGCAUCGCGCCCGUGGGCUUUGCCCAGCACGUCACCACCCAGCUGGUGCUGAGGAACAAAGGCGUGUACGAGAGCGUGAAGUACAUCCAGCAGGAGAACUUCUGGGUCGGCCCCAGCUCGAUUGACCUGAUCCACCUGGGAGCCAAGUUCUCGCCCUGCAUCCGGAAGGACCAGCAGAUCGAGCAGCUGGUGCUUCGGGAGCAAGACCUGGAGCGGGACUCGGGCUGCUGCGUCCAGAACGACCACUCGGGCUGCAUCCAGACCCAGCGCAAGGACUGCUCGGAGACUUUGGCCACUUUCGUUAAGUGGCAGGAUGAUACCGGGCCCCCCAUGGACAAGUCCGAUCUGGGCCAGAAGCGGACAUCAGGGGCUGUGUGCCACCAGGACCCCAGGACCUGCGAGGAGCCCGCCUCCAGUGGUGCCCACAUCUGGCCCGACGACAUCACCAAGUGGCCGAUCUGCACGGAGCAGGCCAAGAGCAACCACACGGGCUUCCUGCACGUGGACUGCGAGAUCAAGGGCCGCCCCUGCUGCAUCGGCACCAAGGGCAGCUGUGAGAUCACCACCCGAGAAUACUGUGAGUUCAUGCACGGCUAUUUCCACGAGGAAGCAACGCUCUGCUCCCAGGUGCACUGCUUGGACAAAGUGUGUGGGCUGCUGCCCUUCCUCAACCCCGAGGUUCCUGAUCAGUUCUACAGGCUCUGGCUCUCUCUGUUCCUGCAUGCUGGCGUGGUGCACUGCUUUGUGUCCGUGGUCUUUCAAAUGACCAUCCUGCGGGACCUGGAGAAGCUGGCCGGCUGGCACCGUAUCGCCAUCAUCUUCAUCCUCAGCGGCAUCACCGGCAACCUCGCCAGUGCCAUCUUCCUCCCGUACCGGGCAGAGGUGGGCCCGGCCGGCUCGCAGUUCGGCCUCCUCGCCUGCCUCUUCGUGGAGCUCUUCCAGAGCUGGCAGCUGCUGGAGCGGCCCUGGAAGGCCUUCCUCAACCUCUCGGGCAUCGUGCUCUUCCUGUUCGUCUGCGGGCUCCUGCCCUGGAUCGACAACAUCGCCCACAUCUUCGGCUUCCUCAGCGGCCUGCUGCUGGCCUUCGCCUUCCUGCCCUACAUCACCUUCGGCACCAGCGACAAGUACCGCAAGCGGGCCCUCAUCCUGGUGUCCCUGCUGGCCUUUGCCGGCCUCUUCGCCUCCCUGGUGCUCUGGCUCUACAUCUACCCGAUUAACUGGCCCUGGAUCGAGUUCCUCACCUGCUUCCCCUUCACCAGCCGCUUCUGCGAGAAGUACGAGCUGGACCAGGUGCUGCACUGACCGCCGGCCGGGCCCGGGCCCGGCUGCCACCCCUAGAGCACUGACAAGGCGGGUCUGUGCCCGCCACGGCUGCCCGCCCGCAGGGCACCCCGCCCCGCACGCCAAAGGCCCAGGGACGGGGGCCCUGGGCUCUGGGCCCGGGUGACCUCCUGCCAAGCAAGGCUGACUCCGCGUGAGAUGGCCGAUAAAAGCGGGUUCCUUGGGGAGUGAGGUCUGUGGGUUCCCAGCCCCCUCCCCCUGCUGGGCACUUGUCCUGGGGCCCGGUUUCCUUUCGCCCCGGGUCCUCGCUGCUGCCCUGCUGGUGCCUUCCCCCUCUAUGACGAGCAUGUCCUCGCCAGGGGCAAGGCUGCUCCUCGGUUGGUUGAGCCCAGGGCUGGAUGCCCCCCACGCCCACCAUGGCCCCUUCCUGUUUCUCCUUGUCCCUCUGCCCUGAGCCCACCCACAGGGCUCCCAGAUGUUACACCGUGGAAGAGGCUUUGGUCACAGUCUCAGGCAGAGAACACGCAAGGACACACUGGAUGGAUGCCGAGAGCUUUGCUUGUUUUUGACAGCCAGAGGCUGUGUCUUGCCCGCCCCAGCCCUCCCUUCGUACCAGCCUCCGCCUCUCAGCUUGCUCUGGGAGGACGGACCUGCACCCCAGGGUGCUCAAGGCUCAGUCGGGCCCGUUGUUGACCAGUUUAUAUUAUGGUCCUAAUUUUUAAAAAGUAACGCUAACUUUGUAUGGACGGUGUCUCAAGUGUAUUAAAUGAUAUUCUUUAUGGAA